AUGGAUUUCUUUGAGGGAAACUCGAGCGGAGAAAGGCGAAUGUUCAAAUGCAAGUACUGCAAAAACAAGUUCACCACUUCACAAGCACUAGGAGGUCAUCAAAAUGCCCAUAAACGUGAGAGAGCCAUAGAGAAGAGGGACAAAUUGCUGAGUGAGCAUAUGACUUAUAUACCAUACCCAUUCUGGGACAUGGCAAUAAGAUCUCCCAUGCAUUAUUCUUCUCUUGGAAAGAACCUAGGGGUUGAUACGAGUUCUAUGAUUCAUAAGCCCUAUAGCCAUUGGUUCCGUGGUGGUUUUGGACAGGCCGGUGGACGGCGUUAUGGGGGGCCAUCAAGGCCACAUAUUAUGAACCAUCAACCUAGCUCGUCCCAUAUGCAAAAUGGAGGGCUGCAGCCUAUGCCUAGCGAUAUCUUUACAAAUGGCAGCCAUACUGGGGGAUCUAGCACUUCAAAGAAUCAGAAGGAAGAAGGGCCAAGACUUGAGUUGUCGCUUAAACUUUAA
Molecule: messenger RNA, 501 nt
Organism: Populus euphratica (Euphrates poplar)
Lineage: Eukaryota; Viridiplantae; Streptophyta; Magnoliopsida; Malpighiales; Salicaceae
Product: zinc finger protein 3-like
Exons: 1
Coding region: 1-501 (166 amino acids)
Biological process (GO): negative regulation of abscisic acid-activated signaling pathway
Source: RefSeq, a predicted model, not a curated record